AUGGGUGGCUACUACUACAUAGUGUUCGGGGACAAGCUGCCCAAAGAAUCGCCAGAGAUGAAAUUAGACCUUCCGAUGAGCGACUGCGAAUUCGGGGACGCAUCGCGGGUCUACAUGCGAAUGGGCUCGCGGCCAGACUCGGAGCCCCGGGCCUCCGGCAAUGUCACCACUUCAUGGAAUGGAACCACGUGGCGAGUGUACGAGAACACUGCAGCGCCCCGCCAGGCUCCCAAGGAAGAGGACAGUACAAUUUUUCCAUUCAUCAAGUUUCCAUCUCUGGAUGUCUUGAACCAAACAGCUGAGCACCCUGAGCAUGUCGCUUUUACGACCAGCAGCAAGCCGCCGAAGGAAGCACCUCCUCCGGACCCCUUCGUCAUAAAGAUCAAGGGCCUGUCAGCCCCUGCUACUACAACUGGCGAGGCUUCGCUUCACAACGACGUGUCCCAAAUCAAGCAGACCUUGCAGGAAGUCUGGCAGGAGAUCCAGACUCUCAAGAUUGCUGGCAGCGGGAAAGUCGGGACUCUGUCUGACGAUGUGCCCUCGGGCUUUGACCCAGAAGAGGAUGUGGUGAACGUCAAGGACUUGUACUUAGCUGGCCGGCUGCACCCAAAGAAGGGACACUUCCAGAUCGAUGCAGAUGGAAGUUCCAGCAUCCAUGAGGAUGGCGUGAACUUGCGCCUUGACCCCGGUACUUUCCCAUCGCCACUUACUGGGAACAAUGAUCUCUACAUGAACCUGGCGGGAUACUCAUGCAGCAAGUUCUGGGGAACGCUGCGCAUUACCAAAGACCGGCCGGAGGGUGCGAAGGGGAUCACCUUUUUCGCUUUCCAGGACAACAAGACCGUGGCUUCAGUGCUGGUCGGUGGCAAAGUGAAACGAGAUUUCGGCUUUCAGUAUCGUCUGAAUCCGAAGUCUAACAACAUGACGAUCCGGGUCCACGACCACGGGACGCCGGACAAGGACUUCUUCGAGGUGGAAGCAUACUUGAGCUGCAAGGUUGACUGCCAGGGGCGUGCUCUGGACACGGACCGAUGUGGCCAUAAUUUGCCUGUGGAGGGAUCAGGUAGCGGAGGCUGCGUGUACGAUUCAUAG
This is a messenger RNA of Symbiodinium pilosum, 1092 nucleotides long. The record is from the annotation of a GenBank genome assembly. Lineage: Eukaryota; Dinophyceae; Suessiales; Symbiodiniaceae.